Misgurnus anguillicaudatus (oriental weatherfish) is the source of this 2621-nucleotide messenger RNA. It is a transcript of the gene ssbp2b, whose product is annotated as single stranded DNA binding protein 2b. Gene Ontology annotation, cellular component: nucleus. The record is from RefSeq and is a predicted model, not a curated record. Gene Ontology annotation, biological process: positive regulation of transcription by RNA polymerase II. Gene Ontology annotation, molecular function: single-stranded DNA binding; protein binding. NCBI's taxonomy places the organism in Eukaryota, Metazoa, Chordata, Actinopteri, Cypriniformes, Cobitidae.
GGCCGGACGGAGUUUAAACAGGCGGCCGACGAGCUCCGUUUAACGGAGGAUGUCUUCAACAGCGCGUGUAGUUCAUGCAAGAAAGUUGUUGUCAGUUGUCAGUCACGCGCUGCUGGUGUGUCGCGCGUCUAAUUAACGCGACAAAUAUUGAAACCGUGCACGGGCAAAAGUUAAGGGAUGCCCUGCUGAGAAGGUCAAACUUUACUGAAUCUUUUUCGGGCUUUAACUGCAUCGGUAAAACAUUUGUGUAUGCACAGUAGCUUCAUCACGUUUUGUAGACACAGGUUAAAGCAAAGGAUUAUAACGUCUCUGUUUUGUGUCUGAUGAAGGCUAGCACUGUACGUCUAUGAGUACUUAUUACAUGUAGGAGCCCAGAAGUCGGCACAGACCUUCCUGUCAGAGAUAAGAUGGGAGAAGAACAUAACGUUAGGGGAACCUCCAGGAUUCUUACAUUCAUGGUGGUGUGUAUUCUGGGAUUUAUACUGUGCGGCACCUGAGAGGAGAGAAACCUGUGAGCAUUCCAGCGAAGCAAAGGCAUUCCACGACUAUAGUGCAGCUGCAGCUCCGAGUCCUGUCCUUGGAAACAUGCCUCCCGGAGACGGCAUGCCCGUCGGCCCCGUUCCUCCGGGCUUCUUUCAGCCUUUUAUGUCAUCACGUUAUCCAGGUGGUCCCAGACCCCCGCUCAGAAUACCCAAUCAGGCAUUAGGUGGCGUUCCUGGCAACCAGCCGUUGUUACCCAGUGGCAUGGAUCCAUCAAGACAACAAGGUCACCCAAAUAUGGGCGGGGCUAUGCAGAGAAUGACUCCGCCCAGAGGGAUGGUGCCUUUAGGACCACAGGGAUAUGGAGGAGGGAUGAGACCACCACUAAAUGCUCUUGGAGGUCCUGGAAUGCCAGGAAUGAACAUGGGUCCCGGAGGUAGACCAUGGCCAAAUCCGCCAAAUUCCAACUCGAUCCCGUACUCCUCUGCGUCUCCAGGGAGUUAUGUGGGUCCACCGGGAGGAGGAGGGCCACCAGGAACGCCCAUAAUGCCGAGCCCCGCAGAUUCGACCAACUCUGGAGAAAACAUGUAUACUCUAAUAAACACAGUGCCACCUGGAGGAAACAGGCAAAACUUUCCUAUCGGUCCGGGUGGCGAAGGUCCAAUGGGUGGAAUGGCAGGAAUGGAGCCACAUCACAUGAACGGAUCAUUAGGGUCAGCUGACAUGGAUAGUAUGCCCAAGAAUUCUCCUGGAACCCUGAGCAUGAGCAACCAACCCGGAACACCGAGAGACGACGGAGAGAUGGGCGGGAAUUUCCUCAACCCCUUCCAGAACGAGAGCUAUUCUCCAAACAUGACCAUGAGCGUGUAAAGACCUCUUUUGAGAACCCCGGAGGGUUCCACCACACGACAAGGAACUCGUGCAAGCGCGCUGUAGCCAGCCCUCUUCUGCUCUCUGGAGAAUAUGGGUCCAAGCCUCCUCUUUUCUCUCCUCGUUUUCGUUUUCUUUAUUCACAACGAUCCUCGGCGGCGUCAGAACCAAGGGUCCGUGUUGAAGCUCGUUGGGCGAGAACGACAACUCAACAAUCUGUCUAUAUUUACGUAUAUCUUUGUGUAUAUAUGUGGGUGUACAUUCAAAUUUACCUGUGCAUGUAUGAGAGGACAUAUAUUCAUCAUUGUACGGGCUUGAAAGAAAGCUGAUGGACUUGAACUGUAUGACUGCUCAUAUUUACUUUAAAUUAUUGAAACAUGCGAAGGGUCAAGUUUAUGACAACAUUCAAAAUUACAAUGAGCACGCUGUUACCGAUUUGUCAUUGAGGAGAAAACCGACGAGUUGUUACUAAUGAUUAUUUCAUACCGCAUACAGCCUUGAGACAUCUGUGCUCCUUUAAUGCAGCCUGAUCACAUCUCAAGGUUUUGUUUUUGUAUAUAUUUCAUAAAAGGAGAUUUAUUUAUCAGGACGAUGCCUAAGAAGAACAGCCAUUCGAUACGUACACUUAAAUAAAAUCCACAACAUCUUCUACAAAGUCUUGAGUUAACAUCAUUCAACAACAAAGAUUUCAGUCAUGCUUUGACAAUAUUAGGUGACAUGGAUUUGAUGCUUUUAUAUGACAUUUUAUUUGUUAAAAUCUUUGCAUGUGAAUAUUGAACAACGAGGAGGAUUUUAUGGAAAAAUUCAGAGGAAAGGCACAUGUAUUGGAAUUAAAACACCUGUCAUUUAAUAAUCAACUUAUUUAUAUAUCCGUUGUUGUGUCACCCGGAGAAACUGUGAUUUUGCUUUGCUCUUAUUUUAAGUGAAAUUAUUAUUGCAAAGUUUUUAAAAUGCGUAUAUAUGUGAAUUUUUUUAUAGCUUGGGAUCCAAUUCAUUUGUGUCUCUGUGAAUUAUUUAAAAUGAUACUGUAUAAUAACUGAGGUGUUUUUGUGUUUAUUUGUAAUAACAUCUGCAUUUCUUGCCCCCUGAAUUUGCCUGACUACGAGCGAGAUCCCAUUAUGCGUGUACAACAUUUUUCUUUUGAAUUACUGAGUCAUUUGAUGUUUCAUUUAUGAUUUUGUGAAGUGUUUCUUUUCUACUUUGUGUUGACUUUUGUAAGUACACAGAGAAGUUUUGGAUAUAUUGAUAUAAAGCUUCUCAUUGCUGUUUAA